AAGCGACAAGUUUCGCACGUUCCACACUGCGCUUCCAGCCAUGACGGACCAGUCGCAGGCUGGUGCGCAGCAGAAUGCCAAGGAUGUCCCCGAGCUGCCGAAGCCGGAGAUGCACAUCGUAGACAUGAGCAAAGCUGAGGUGGACUUUGCCAUUGAAGUGGCCAAGAAAGGCAUCAUCUCGCUCUUCAAAAAUGAGCGACGGUCAUUUUGCGAGGUGGCCCAGUUUAUCAAGAAGGAGUUCGACAAGACCUUCCAGGGAGCAUGGCACGUCUUCGUGGGAAAACACUUUGGCGCAUGGGUGACUUACGAGACCCACAAGCUGGUGUACUUCCACAUUGGCCAGGCAGGAUUCAUGAUCUACAAACACGGCUGAAGCAGUUUGAGACGCAGAAUUCAUGCGGUUUCACCUUCAUAAAGAGCUUGAACAUCGAGACUGC
Messenger RNA from Cladocopium goreaui, 437 nucleotides. Lineage: Eukaryota; Dinophyceae; Suessiales; Symbiodiniaceae. The record is from the annotation of a GenBank genome assembly.